UGACAAGUUGAUGACUGAAUGGGAAUCUGAUCAAUGAAGGGCUGGUCCUGGUACUGCUGCUUCUUGCGGCAGGAGGAGAAGAACCGGACUGAGGUAGAGGCGACGGGCAGCUCGGUCUCGCCUCCAACGACGGCUCCCAUAGUGGGCGGGAGCGGGAUAGUUGGCGGGGAACAGCUGGAGCAGGACCCGGGCGCCGGAAUCAUGGUAGAGAGCGCCUUGGUGUCGUCGAAGUCGACACAGUCAACCGAGUUAUGGCAUCUAUCAGCCGCGACGAGUCUCGCAUGUAACUCGACUCAUCAACUGUGCCGCCGUUGGUGCCUGUUCGUUGGGUUUGCUGGGCCCCAGUUCAGACCCUGCCUACGAGGCGUGACAGAGAGCAGCGCCGUGGAGGCCAUCAAUGAUUUGGCGGAGCGUUCGGCUUCUGAGUUGGAUUUCGGGCUGGCCGUAUCUGGCAGCCUACAGUCAAUCACCUUGUUUGUUUCCUCUCUCCGACUCAGUUGUCUUGGCCGAGCCUCAUGAGCUGCCUACAACGGCGAUUGACUGCGAUGAGUUGAUAUCACGUGUGCGGUGGACGUAUUCGUGGAAGCUUGCAAGAUCGGCAAUAACGUCUGUGUGCUUUUCUUAUUUUUAUUUUUACUUUUGAUUUCCUACACCAGACGAACUUAGACUGCAAAGUGCUCAGAGUCUGAUAAUUCGACAAUUUGACAGCUAAAGAGAGGUAAUCGAUGCUGUAUGUACGCUGCACCUUAUUCAAAGCUUCGCGGACAGAUUUCAACAGGAUCAAGAUUCG
Molecule: messenger RNA, 790 nt
Organism: Pyricularia oryzae 70-15
Lineage: Eukaryota; Fungi; Ascomycota; Sordariomycetes; Magnaporthales; Pyriculariaceae
Exons: 1
Coding region: 34-519 (161 amino acids)
Source: RefSeq, a predicted model, not a curated record